AUGAAAGCAUUUCAAAAACAUCUUCAGAUCGGGUCCUCAUCUCAAAACAAAUCUCAAUCAGCGCCUUCACCUUCCCUGAAGAUUGACGAGCAAUCUCAAUGGGUCGCUUUCCCUCCACUACCUUCUCCAGCUAAAAACUCCUUUUCAACGGCGGUCCAAUUCGUUUCUACUACCUUCAAACCGUUCGCUGAUAGCUCAGCACGUCAUUCUCCUCCCGUUACUUCUACUCAGAAUAAUCGAAAUGUCCCAGCUCCAGUCUCUAGACCUCCAGCGAUCUCCAAUUCAACACUUGCACAUCCUUCUCCACUUUUGAAACGUGUUCGCACUCAAACUGACCCGACUCAUCGUACUAAUCUCAGCCGAAAACGUAGCAAGUCAGAUAUAGGACAAAGCCCCAGCCAACCUCGAAAAACUGACGAGCUAUCACAUCUUCGCUCUCGAUAUCCCAUCAUAGAGAAUGAAGUUUUCGAAAAAAACUCGGCACUAUUCGGUUCCCUCAAUUCGCGUCCAUUCAACUCACGACAAAGAGCGUAUGGCUCUUCAGCUUCUCUAGCGUCCAAUCUGACUACCGCACCAUCUUCGCGUCGUCGCGUGGAUGUUCAAAACCCAGGUGUGCUACUUCGACACCGUCAUCGGACUCUUACCAAUACUAAACCGAACGAGCCUUUAUGUCGACAAAUGUCUUUACGCUCAGUCCCUAGUACAACUUCUCCUUAUACACACUCCAACUCACGUCCUUCGAGUCCUGACGCCACGUCAAUGACCCGGAACGGCCGUCAACGUGCUAAAACAAUCGGCUCAGUGCUCGCAGGCGAUUCUAAAUCAAAACCACGCUCUACUUACAUUGGUGGUAUGGGAGAAUAUUUGAACAAACAAGGAGAUGUAAACGUUACAGGCCGAGUAUUACAAGAAAGAAGGGCAGUCAGUCGUAGGAUAGAAACCCCCAAAUUAACUAUCGAUGUAAGCCUCUGUUCACCAACACUAGCACAAGGUCCAACAAGUGCACCGGCACAAGGAUGGUAUAAUCGUUUAAUUUUAUCGCCUAUCUCGUCAGCCAGUUCAUCUGUGUUCAGCUUCUUGGGUCACCAACAUCAUCAUAACCAUCAAGGAAUGGAAGAAACACCCAAGAUUGAAGAAGAAGAUGAAGACAAAGGAGAUAGUUCUAUGGAGCUCUUUCCUUCACCUCCUCAAGAAUUGUAUCCUUUCAGAUCAUGGGACUUUUAA
Melampsora larici-populina 98AG31 is the source of this 1224-nucleotide messenger RNA. RefSeq lists its product as uncharacterized. The transcript has a single exon. The record is from RefSeq and is a predicted model, not a curated record. The coding region runs from base 1 to 1224 and encodes 407 amino acids. Lineage: Eukaryota; Fungi; Basidiomycota; Pucciniomycetes; Pucciniales; Melampsoraceae.